AUGCGACAGGUGCUCAAGGCAGGCUUGGGAUGCAUCGUCUCCCUGCUGCUCGCCACACCGGCUGACGCCUUCUACAUUCCAGGCUGGUCGAUCAAGAGCUACAAGGACGGCGAGCAGAUACCUUUACUAGUCAACAAGGUCUACUCGGACAACACCCAGCUGCAGUAUGCCUAUUACGACCUCCCCUUCGUGUGCCCGCCGACAGGCCAGCGGAAACCCGGCACUGGCUUGCUUAGCGGACAGAGCAUCCCUCUGAACCUAGGCGAGGUCCUCCGCGGCGACAGGAUAAAGACGUCCGACAUUGACCUUGUCGUCGGCCAAGACAAGCCGUGCAACUUGCUGUGCAACCGCGAGAUCAGCAGGAAGGAGAUGCGCAGAGCCAAAGAGAUGGUACACGAUGGCUACGUCACCGAGUGGAUCGUCGACAACCUUCCCGGUGCGACGAGCUUCGUCACCGUCGACAAGAGCCGCAAGUACUACGCCGCCGGCUUCAAGGUCGGGUUCACCGACUACUCGGCGAACAGCGGCAAGCCGCGCUACUUUAUCAACAACCACCACACCAUCGUCAUCCGCUGGCGCAAGGCGCCUGGAAAGGCCGGCGAACACGGCGGAAAGGUCGUCGUGGGAUUCGAGGUGUACCCCAAGAGCAUCGGCCCCAGCAACAAGCGCGAUGACAAGGGCUGCCCCGCGGACCUACAGAACAUUGACCAGAACUUUGAGCUGUACCUCGCCCCGAACAAGUCGUCCGACACGUCGAAGCACAACCUCGAUUCCUCCUACCACCCUGCAGCCGAAGAAGACCUUGACGACGACGCCAAGCUUACAAUCCCCUACACUUACUCUGUGUACUUCCGCGAGGACAACAACGUUGAAUGGUCGCGACGCUGGGAUUUGUACUUUGUGAACCAGGAGGAAGGCCAGAAGAUCCACUGGCUGGCCAUCGUCAACUCGCUCAUCAUCUGCGGCCUUCUCACCGGCAUUGUCCUGAUGAUCUUGGCUAGGACGAUCCGCUCGGAUAUCAAGGGCUACAAGGAGGUCCCGCUCGAGGACGGCAAGCCGAGGCUGAAGCGCAAGAAGACAGGCAGCAGAUCUCCCAAGCUGUCGGAAAAGACUGGAGGGCUGCUCGAUCAGGGAAACGACGUCGAUAACGACGCGGAUAUGUCUUCGGACGACGAGGCACUGGAGGAUGUCACUGGCUGGAAGCUUCUGCAUGCCGAUGUUUUCAGGACGCCCCAGUACGGAUACCUCUUGGCUCCCCUGGUCGGAUCGGGAAUGCAACUCCUUUUCAUGGCAGUGGGGCUCGUUCUGCUGAGCGCGCUGGGCAUCCUCAAUCCCAGUUUCCGCGGUGGAUUCAUCAGCGUGGGUGUCGGUCUCUUCGUCUUCGCCGGCCUCUUCUCCGGGUACUUCUCGGCGCGGGUGUACAAGACGUUUGACGGACAGGAUUUCAGAAAGAACGCGCUCGUCACGGCCGUCCUGUUCCCAGGCCUCCUCUUCGGCAUUGUCUUCAUCCUCAACCUUUUUGUGUGGGCACAAGCCUCAAGCACGGCCAUUCCGUUCGGGACCGUCGUGGCCAUCGUCUUCCUCUGGCUCUGUAUCCAGGUGCCUCUGGUCUACGGCGGCUCCUGGUUCGGGUUCGUCCGCGGCGGAAGCUGGGAGCACCCGACCAAGACGAGCACGAACCCCCGCCAGGUCCCACAGCAGGCAUGGUACAUCCAGCCGUGGCAGUCGGUGCUCCUCGCCGGACUCAUUCCCUUUGCCGUCAUCUUCAUUGAGCUGCUGUUCGUCUUCCAGUCGGUGUGGCAAGACAAGAGCGGUUACUACUACGUGUUUGGGUUCCUGGCGGUGGUAUCGGUGAUUCUCAUCCUGACGAUUGCCGAGGUGACGGUGGUGACGAUCUACAUCCAGCUCUGCUCGGAGAACUACAACUGGUGGUGGCAGUCGUUCAUGGUGGGCGGCGGCAGCGCCGUGUGGGUAUUCCUGUACUGCGUGUGGUACUACUUCUUCAAGCUGCACAUCACGGGCUUCGUGAGCAGCAUGCUCUUCUUCAGUUACAGCUUCAUGGCAUGCUGCAUGUACGGUCUCCUGACGGGCACCAUCGGAUUCCUGAGCGCGUACGCAUUCGUCAGGAGGAUCUACGGGUGA
Messenger RNA from Colletotrichum graminicola M1.001, 2142 nucleotides. Its product is annotated as endomembrane protein 70. Lineage: Eukaryota; Fungi; Ascomycota; Sordariomycetes; Glomerellales; Glomerellaceae. The record is from RefSeq and is a predicted model, not a curated record. The transcript has 2 exons. Gene Ontology annotation, biological process: protein localization to membrane; vacuolar transport. Gene Ontology annotation, cellular component: membrane; Golgi apparatus. Bases 1 to 2142 code for a protein of 713 amino acids.